Molecule: messenger RNA, 2028 nt
Organism: Sinocyclocheilus grahami
Lineage: Eukaryota; Metazoa; Chordata; Actinopteri; Cypriniformes; Cyprinidae
Exons: 4
Coding region: 79-2028 (649 amino acids)
Source: RefSeq, a predicted model, not a curated record
UCUGUAGCUGUCACUUCUUAGCAGUCUGAGAGUGAGUUAAAAAGUGACAGUUACAGAAAAAAUCAAAAAACAACAACGAUGGAAGCCAUUGCAGGAGAGCCCCUGCCCCACUCCAUCACAUACCCACACACUAUCAAGAGCGCGAAAGACAAGAAAACCUAUAAAUACAGCCUGCUGAAGAACAACCCAGAGACCCUCAUGGCAGACGUUUCACAAAAAGGGGACAGAGCCAUCGUCACUAAUCUGCUCCUCUACACAGCAGACUGCAAUCUUUGGCACACAGUCAUCUGUAAACACUACAAAAGUUAUAGAAAACUAGGCAUCUGUAACGGCAGACAAAUCCAAAUUUAUGAAGAAAAUGACACUAACAAGGCAUUUCUAACAGUAAAUAUCUACCAUAAUGGAACGAUAAUGUUCCAGGGGACUGAAGCAUGUCUCGGCUCUGUCCAAGCAAACUUCACCAUCCUAAAAGCUCUGGCAGAGGCUGAGAAACAAGCACAAGGAGCAAACAGUGAUGCUGCAGGAGGCUGUGACGCCCAGAGCUCAGGGGAGAGGCUAGAGGAGAUGGAGCUUAACCCCGCUGAACACGACCCACAGCUGGAACAGUCCGUCAAUCAGAUCAGAAACAGCCUCUCCCUACAAGAGGUGGAGCUGGUGGAGCUCAGGGAACUAACACUCUCCCAUGCAAUAUCCAGCGAACGCCUACAACACCUGGACAAUAAAAUCAGUCACCUCACACGAGACUUUGAAACUAGUGUUGAGGAGUUAAAAAGAGAGAUAUGCAAACUGCAGCAAGAUAGAGAGACCAUGAAUAAAGAACUGGAAACAGUCAGGCAGGAGCUGCUGCUUAGAGAUGGAGAAAUACAAAGCCUGAGAGAACAGACAGAGAGCCUCAGCUGUAUCUGUCAGCAGCGGCCCAGCUCUCCCACCACCCAGACAGCAGCAGCACCCGAGUCCAGCACUCCAGCAGCAGUGCCACGGACACCACAGACAGAGGCCCCCGAGGGCCCCCAAGAGCAAGGAAGUGACCCACAGAAAGCAGAAGUCAUCCUCUUAAUCGAUUCAAAUGGCAAAUUUAUCAAUGAAAAACAGCUCUUUCCUGGUCACAAAACAUUAAAACUCUGGUGCCCAAAAACGGAUAUUGCCCUACAACAACUGAACAGGGAGAUUCUGGGUGAACCCAGCCACAUCAUCAUCCAUGUGGGCACGAAUGACCUGCGGACACAACAACAGCGAGUGGCAGAUUCAGUGACACGGGUGGCUAUAAAAGCAACACGAACCUUCCCGACUUCAAAAGUAGUCAUCUCCACCAUCCUGCCCAGAUCAGACUUCCAUCCUCGCACCAUACAAAGAGUAAAUGCAGACAUCACACGUAGAUGUGCAGGAAUGCCAAAUGUUCACCUGGCACAUCAUCCUACACUGGACCUCAGCCACCUCUACGACGACGUCCACCUCUAUAAAGACAGUGUUCGUGUGUUUGCCAAAACUCUUAAAGACGUGGCCCUGGGCCGAACCCCUGGCAGCCCCCCAAAGAGCGCCAGAGCAACCACUACCCUUCAGCCAGUGAGACGCUUUCCCCCAACAGCACCACAGAACAUCACCUCUCCAGGCUCGGCUGAGCAGUACUCUACAAACCCUACCCACAGGCCUGCACCCUAUGGCCAAACCACUAUGCCCCCACCCCACCGCCCUGGACCUGUACCUCAACCUGGGCCUGUACCUCGUCCUCAACAUGGACCUGGAUCUGUACUUCGACCUCAUCAUCCACAGCCUGCUCUCUACUACCAUCAGCCUACACCACAGCAGCGGAGACCCCAGCAACAGCACCUUGCACCACAGGGCCCUCUCUCCUGGGACCAACAUCAGCACAACCACAAAAGACCCAGAGCAGCUCCAGCGAGGAACAACAGCAUCUCAGCAGAGCAGCAGCCUGGUCCACACCCACACCGGCCCGAGCAGCAGGAGCAGAGGAGUUAUGCCGCAGCCCUAAAAGGGCCUAACCACACCAACCUGUUCACAUCCAAAUAA